Messenger RNA from Micropterus salmoides (largemouth bass), 1991 nucleotides. RefSeq names its product carbonyl reductase [NADPH] 1-like. The transcript has 7 exons. The record is from RefSeq and is a predicted model, not a curated record. Lineage: Eukaryota; Metazoa; Chordata; Actinopteri; Centrarchiformes; Centrarchidae. The coding region runs from base 131 to 958 and encodes 275 amino acids. Gene Ontology annotation, molecular function: carbonyl reductase (NADPH) activity.
UUGUUUUUCAGGGUAUGCGCACUGACACUGCGCCGCAGCGUUCCUCCCUUUUCCUCAUCCAAUCUUCAUUUCCGGAGCAGCUUCACCUCCUCUGGACGUUUCGCGCAGCACAACGAGACCAGCUUAAAACAUGUCUACCAGGGUGGCUUUGGUAACGGGCAGUAACAAGGGCAUCGGCCUGGCCAUCGUCCGAGCACUUUGCAAGCAGUUCCAAGGAGAUGUUUACCUCGCCGCCAGAGACAUCGGUCGUGGUCAGGAAGCAGUGGAGUCUCUGGCCUCAGAGGGACUGACGGCCUUGUUUCACCAGCUGGACAUCAAUGACCUGAACAGCAUCACCACCGCCGCUGCGUACUUUAAAGACAAGUAUGGAGGAGUGGACGUGCUCGUCAAUAAUGCUGGGAUAGCAUUUGGAAUGGCAGACACCACUCCAUUUGCGGUCCAGGCAGAGGUGACCCUCAAGACAAACUUCUUCGCCACCAGAGACAUGUUGACUCACUUCCUGCCGAUCAUCAAAGCUGGAGGCCGUGUGGUGAACAUCUCCAGCUUCGUCAGCUCCCGCGCUCUGAAGCAGUGCAGCGCGGCCCUCCAGGAGCGAUUCCGCAGUGAGGACAUCACAGAGGAGGAGCUGGUGGGACUGAUGCAGUGUUUCGUUGAGGAGGCCAAGAAGGGCGAGCUCAAGCAGGGCGGCUGGCCUGAAACAGCGUAUGGAAUAUCCAAAACUGGACUGACGACCCUGUCCAUGAUCCUGGCUCGUCGUCUAUCAAAUGAGAGACCAAAUGACGGGAUCUUGCUGAACGCCUGCUGUCCAGGCUGGGUGCAGACUGACAUGGCUGGAUCGAAAGCCCCCAAGUCACCAGACGAGGGCGCUGUCACUCCAGUCUACCUGGCACUGCUGCCCCCCGGAGCCACAGAGCCUCACGGAAAGUUUGUCUCUGAUAAAGAAGUUCAGCCGUGGUGAAAGUGUUAAAGACACCUGAGUGCGUGCCUGUGUGUUUCAUGUUCUUAAAUCUCAAUGGGACUUAAACCUGAAUGCACACCCGAUUGAUAGAGACUGCUUUUUGAGGGUAAAGACUUGGUUUUAGGGGUCAAUUUACAAUUAGGUUAAGGGUAGAAUAAGGGUCUAUGGAAUGCAUUAUGUCAAUGGGAUGUCCCCACAGGGACAGGGAUAUUUCUGGGUGUGUUUGUCUGCUGGGUCUGCUGGGUUUGAUGGAACGAUAAUCUGUGUAUGUGCUGGCUAAUCGCUGAUGUGAAAAAUUAUAUUUUGUUUCACUUUGCCUUUGGGAUUAUAAACAUUUUUAUAUAUUUUACAUGGAAAAUGGAAAACUUGCCUUAACUAGAUGAAACUAACAUCACAGCAACAUAACAUAACAGCAAAAAAACUUUUUAUUAUGAUGCAAAACUUUUUUUCAUGCAGAUGUUAAAUUGCUUUAAUGUCAAAAACAAUAAAUAAACCUCACAAUAAAAAAAUACUUUGUCAAAAUUUUAAUUUAUAAGGACAGAAUUAGAGCAGGACGAUACAUGUAUCAUAAUUGACUGUAUGCUUUUCCUAAAAUUAAGAUCCCAUGGUCAUGGGACUUUGGUCAUGUCCCAGUCAGAAGGUGGAAUUUGGUUUUAUAUAUAUUAUACGCUUGUAAUCAAACCUUUAGCAAUACAGCAGUCAAAUGGAAAAAAAAGAAUAGAAAAAUCUGAAAAAAAUCACCAGAAAGUCCAAGAGAUUUCAAUAUUGCAUAACAUAUUGCAAUAUGUCAAGAAACUUCACUGCAGUCAAUGGUCAAUUACAAAGUACAUAACUGUAUAUUUUUUUCUAAAUUUGCAUUAUCCAAUCCAAAAAUGCCUGAAAGAUUUUUUCAAAAGCCAACAAAAUUGAUUGACAGCUUGUUUAGACUCUGGAGAUGAAAUGUAGUAAAAUGUUUUUAAAUGUUACAAAACUGGAAGGCAGUUAGUGCAGUUAAAAUAAAUGUCUCAGCAUAAAAUAUCUACUGUACAACAAA